CUGCAAGCAGAUAUAUGGGUGCAGCUCAGCUUUACUGCAGCAUGAUGCAGUUGUGUAUAAUUCAGCAUGUUGUGCUUGGAGACAGGCUGUGAGAGGAAGGGGCAGACCACAGUGCACACACACACUGUAUUCAUUUGGGGAGGGGGGUGGCAGAGAGAGACAGAACCUGUGAAAUUCCUGCAACAGCAGAAAAAAAAACCCACCACCACCACCACCACCAACAACAACAGCAUAUCAGCCAUUCACCGGUGCCUUUCUCAGUGUGGAAUCCGAGCUAGUGCCUGAGUAUCUGUCAGAGCAGGUUUGUGAAAUCAUCCUGCGCAGCUCAGCUCCUUCUCUGAUUGCUGCGGCCGAGCUGCUGGCAUGCAGUGAACUUGUCAGUUCUGAUCCACUUCAAGGAGCGGACCUAACACCCCGUUAUUCUGCCGGGGCGCGGAACCGUGAACAAGAGCAUGCUUGGAGAUGGAGGACCUCCUGACCAGCCCAGGCCACAGACAAAUUGCAUUGCUUAUUAAGAGCCUGCAUUAAGAGGAUUGGUUCCUCGCCCGAGCUGGCGCGAGAUAUUUAAAGGGGAGCACAUCGCUGCUGCUGCAGGAGGGGACUGACCGCCAGGGGACCAGUACAGGGGCUCUGCAAGGCAGGGCUACCUCUUCCCUUCCUGAUCCUCUCAUCAGUCAGCAGUGACACCAGCACAGACGUGCCCACGCUACCUGCCUCUCGCACCGCUGGAGGAGCACAGAAGCGUCUUUGUAUGCUGCAGACAUGGCCAGCCAGCAAGAUUCAGGCUUCUUUGAAAUCAGCAUCAAAUCCCUGCUAAAAUCCUGGAGCACUACCUCGCCGGUAGGUAACGGAUACAGCAAGCCGCCCAUUCCUCCAGCCUCCAGCACGCAGGGCGAGAAGGGACCUCCAGCCAUGAUGCCCAUCAGCAUCGACCCGGAGAGCAAGCCGGGAGAGUACAUCCUCAAGAGCCUCUUCGCCAACUUCACCACGGUCUCCGAACGCAAGAUCCGCAUCAUCAUGGCCGAACCCCUGGAAAAACCAUUGACAAAAUCCCUGCAGAGAGGAGAGGAUCCACAGUUUGACCAACUCAUCAGCACCAUGAGUUCCCUGGCAGAAUACUGUCUGCCUUCCAUCCUGCGCACUUUGUUUGAUUGGUAUAAACGACAGAAUGGACUAGAAGAUGAGUCGCACGAAUACAGACCAAGAGCCAACACUAAGUCUAAAAAUGAUGAGCAACAGAAGGAUUACUUACUUGAAAGGAGAGAUUUGGCAAUUGAUUUUAUUUUCUCUUUAGUACUUAUAGAAGUUUUAAAACAGAUUCCACUUCAUCCCUUACUGGAUGGUUUGAUCCAUGAAGUUAUUAACUUGGCAUUCAAGCACUUUAAAUACAAAGAAGGGUACCUCGGUCCUAACACUGGAAACAUGCACAUUGUAGCAGAUCUAUAUGCAGAAGUAAUUGGAGUCUUAGCCCAGUCUAAGUUCCCUGCUGUGAGGAAGAAAUUCAUGGCUGAGUUGAAAGAGCUUCGUCAGAAAGAACAGAGUCCGUAUGUAGUUCAAAGCACUAUUAGUCUAAUAAUGGGAGUCAAAUUCUUCCGCAUUAAGAUGUACCCUGUGGAGGACUUUGAAGCUUCAUUUCAGUUUAUGCAGGAAUGUGCCCAGUAUUUCCUUGAAGUAAAGGACAAAGACAUUAAGCAUGCCCUGGCUGGACUGUUUGUAGAAAUCUUAGUUCCAGUAGCUGCGGCAGUCAAAAACGAAGUAAACGUCCCCUGUCUUAGGAACUUUGUUGAGAGUCUGUAUGACACAACACUGGAUCUGUCCUCAAGGAAGAAACACUCACUAGCAUUGUACCCAUUGGUGACAUGUCUCCUCUGUGUCAGCCAGAAACAGUUCUUUCUCAACAGAUGGCAUGUUUUUCUGAACACCUGCCUGUCUAAUCUCAAGAAUAAGGAUCUCAAAAUGGCCCGUGUUGCUCUGGAAUCACUAUACAGACUGCUGUGGGUUUAUAUGAUCAGAAUCAAAUGUGAAAGCAAUACUGCAACACAGAGCCGCCUCACCUCUAUCAUCACCACGCUCUUCCCCAAGGGCUCCCGCAGUGUAGUACCCAGGGACAUGCCUCUCAACAUCUUCGUCAAGAUCAUCCAGUUCAUAGCGCAGGAAAGACUUGAUUUCGCAAUGAAAGAAAUCAUCUUUGAUCUUCUCAGUGUGGGGAAACCAGCAAGAGCCUUUAGUCUUAACCCUGAGAGAAUGAACAUUGGUCUGAGGGCUUUCCUGGUGAUUGCUGAUAACCUCCAGCAGAAAGAUGGAGAGCCCCCAAUGCCAAACACCGGAGCUGUGCUGCCGUCAGGCAACACUCUGAGGGUCAAGAAGACCUACCUGAGCAAAACGCUGACAGAGGAGGAGGCCAAACUGAUUGGUAUGGUAUUAUAUUACUCCCAGGUGAGAAAAGCCAUAGACAACAUCCUCAGACAGCUGGAUAAAGAAGUUGGAAGAUGCAUGAUGAUGACAAACGCACAAAUGCUGAACAAAGAACCUGAAGAUAUGAUAACGGGUGAAAGGAAGCCAAAGAUUGAUCUUUUCAGGACCUGUGUAGCUGCUAUUCCACGCAUACUGCCUGAUGGCAUGUCAAAGCAGGAGCUGAUAGACUUGCUGGCUCGGCUGACAAUCCACAUGGAUGAUGAACUGCGGCUCAUAGCCCAGAACUCCCUCCAGAGUCUGCUGGUGGACUUUGUCGACUGGAGGGAGGAUGUGCUGUUCGGCUUCACCAACUUCCUCCUCAGAGAAGUCCAUGACACCCACCAAGGCCUUCUGGACACCUCCUUGAAGCUGCUGCUUCAGCUGCUGACUCAGUGGAAACUGGCCAUUCAGGCUCAGGGGAAAGGCCAAGACCCAACCAAGAUCAGAGCUUCUGAGCUGAUACAGAACGGCUCCGGUCACAGGCUGCAGCCGGAGAGGAGCCCCCACUGCAGCGUGCUGCAUGCCGUGGAGGGGUUCGCGCUGGUGCUGCUCUGCAACUGCCAGGUCGCCACCCACAAAUUAGCCGUGUCCAUCCUGAAGGAGAUUCGAGCGCUCUUUACAUCAAUAGGACAAAGUGAGGAUGAUGACAAGCCCAUGAUAGAAGUGAUGGAUCAGCUGAGCUCCGCCGUGUUGGAGAGCUUUGUCCACGUAGCAGUGUCAGACUCGACUGCCCUCCCUCUGGGCCACCAUGUGGACCUACAGUGGUUGGUGGAGUGGAAUGCUGUGCUGGUGAACAGCCAUUAUGAUGUGAAGAGCCCUUCUCAUGUGUGGAUAUUUGCCCAGUCUGUGAAGGACCCCUGGGUCCUGUGCCUGUACAGUUUUCUGAAACAGGAGAACCUGCCCAAGCACUGCCCCACUGCCCUAAGCUACGCCUGGCCCUAUGCCUUCACCAGACUGCAGCUGCUCAUGCCUCUGGUCGACCCUACCAGUCCAAUUUAUGCCAAGAAAAUGAGCACAGCGAGCAGCGGAGACAACUACGUGACCCUCUGGAGGAACUAUCUCAUCCUUUGUUUCGGUGUCGCAAAGCCCAGCAUCAUGAGCCCCGGACACUUGAGAGCCUCGACUCCUGAGAUCAUGGCCACCACCCCUGAUGGCAGCGUGAGCUAUGACAACAAGGUGAUCGGUACCCCGUCUGUGGCAGUACUCCUGAAGCAGCUGGUUCCUCUGAUGAGGGUUGAGAGCAUUGAAACUACAGAGUCUCUCGUCUUGGGGUUUGGAAGGACAAACUCUUUGGUUUUCAGGGAACUUGUGGAAGAGCUUCAUCCCCUAAUGAAGGAAGCAUUGGAAAGAAGACCAGAGAACAAGAAACGGCGUGAACGCAGAGAUUUGCUCCGGCUUCAGCUACUGAGAAUCUUUGAGCUGCUGGCUGAUGCCGGUGUCAUCAGUGACAACACUAAUGGGGCUCUGGAGAGGGACACACUGGCCCUUGGAGCACUCUUCCUGGAGUAUGUGGACCUCACUCGGAUGCUGCUGGAAGCUGAAAACGACAAAGAAGUCGAAAUUCUGAAAGACAUUCGGGCCCAUUUCAGUGCCAUGGUGGCCAACCUCAUCCAGUGUGUUCCUGUCCACCAUCGCAGGUUCCUUUUCCCUCAGCAGAGUCUGAGGCACCAUCUGUUCAUCCUCUUCAGUCAGUGGGCCGGUCCAUUCAGCGUGAUGUUCACCCCAUUGGACCGCUACAGUGACAGGAACCACCAGAUAACUAGAUACCAGUACUGUGCCCUAAAGGCAAUGUCAGCAGUGCUGUGCUGCGGCCCAGUGUUUGACAACGUUGGCCUCUCUCCAGAUGGGUACCUUUACAAAUGGCUGGAUAAUAUUUUAGCAUGCCAGGACUUACGGGUGCAUCAGCUUGGCUGUGAGGUAGUCAUCUUGCUGCUAGAGUUGAACCCUGACCAGGUCAACCUCUUCAACUGGGCUGUGGACCGCUGCUUCACCGGCUCCUACCAGCUGGCCUCAGGCUGUUUCAAAGCUAUUGCCACUGUCUGUGGAAGCAGAAAUUACCCAUGUGACAUAGUAACACUACUGAAUUUGGUACUCUUUAAGUCCUCUGACACCAACAGGGAAAUAUAUGAAAUUUCCAUGCAGCUAAUGCAGAUCCUUGAAGCCAAACUUUUUGUGUAUUCGAAGAAGACUGCUGAACAGAAACCAGGCAGCAUACUGUAUGGUACUCACGGGCCCCUGCCUCCUCUCUACAGCGUUUCCCUCUCCCAGCUAUCUAACCAGCUGGCCAGGAUGUACCCAGAGCUCACUCUCCCUCUGUUUUCAGAGGUCAGCCAAAGAUUCCCAACCACCCAUCCCAAUGGACGUCAGAUCAUGCUCACCUACCUGCUGCCCUGGCUGCACAACAUUGAGCUGGUGGACAGUGGGCUGCUGCCCCCCGUCUCCAGCCCCUGCACCCCAGAAGAGGAGGCCAAGGAGAGGGCUGACAGCCUGGGUCUCUCCCACACACUCAAGGGCACUGGCUGGGGCUCUCUGCAGGCUACCUCGCUGGUGCUCAACAACCUCAUGUUCAUGACUGCUAAGUACGGAGACGAGGUGCCUGGGCCUGAAAUGGAGAAUGCUUGGAAUGCCCUUGUAAGCAACGACAAGUGGAGCAACAACCUGAGAACCACACUCCAGUUCCUCAUCAGCUUGUGUGGUGUGAGCAGUGACACUUCUCUUCUGCCAUACAUUAAGAAGGUCGUGAUCUACCUUUGCCGGAAUAAUACCAUCCAGACCAUGGAGGAGCUCCUGUUCGAGCUUCAGCAGACUGACCCAGUGAACCCUGUGGUGCUGCACUGUGAUAACCCGCCCUUCUACAGAUUCGCUGCCAGCAACAAGACUUCUGCUGCUGCUUCUGGAACAACAUCCAGUAGCAAUACAGUAGUUGCAGGCCAUGAAAGUUUCCCUGAUACAGAUGAAACCAAACUAGCAAAAGACAACGAAGACAGGUUCAGUAAUGUGAUCAGGGCACACACGAGGCUGGAAUCACGGUACAGUAACAGCUCAGGAGGCUCCUACGACGAGGAAAAAAGUGACCCGUUGCCUCCUUACGCUGGGUGGUUGAUGAACGUGCUGGAAACCAAUCAGCCGCAGCCUCUGCCCAUGCCUGUUAAUGGUGGCUGCUGGGCUCCCCUUGUGGACUAUCUUCCUGAAACCAUCACCACGCGGGGCCCUCUUCACAGGUGUAACAUAGCUGUGAUCUUCAUGACCGAGAUGGUGGUUGACCACAGUGUCAGAGAGGACUGGGCUCUCCAUCUGCCUCUGCUUCUUCAUGCUUUGUUUUUGGGACUGGAUCACUAUCGCCCAGAGGUGUUUGAGCACAGCAAGCGCCUUCUUCUUCACCUGCUGAUUGCACUGUCUUGCAACAACAACUUCCAAGUCAUUGCCUCUGUGCUGCUCCUUACCAGGGAGAUGUGUGAGAGUAAAACCCUAACAGUGAAGGCUAACUACCAGCCAGAAUACCUCUACACAGGUGGUUUUGACUUCCUGCGAGAAUGCCAGGCCUCCCCGGUACCGGACUCUGGCCUAAGCUCCUCUUCAACCUCCUCCAGCAUCAGCCUCGGGGGCAGCAGCAGCAAUCUGCCCCAAAUCUCCCAGGACAUGGACGAGCUGGACACCUCCACUGAGGCCGAUGAGAAGACCAAUAAGCUCAUUGAGUUCCUCACUACCCGAGCAUUUGGACCUCUGUGGUGCCAUGAAGACAUCACCCCAAAGAACCAGAACUCAAAGAGUGCCGAGCAGCUGGCAAACUUUCUCCGGCACGUGGUGUCAGUUUUCAAGGAGUCCAAGUCAGAUUGUCAUCUCGAGCAGCAGCUGAGCGAUGUGGCCCUGCAGACGGCGCUGUCCAGCUCCUCGCGGCACUACGCGGGCCGCUCCUUCCAGAUCUUCCGGGCCCUCAAGCAGCCCCUGUCCUCUCACGCCGUGUCCGAUCUGCUCUCCCGGCUGGUGGAGGUGGUAGGGGAACACGGAGACGAAGUGCAGGGUUAUGUAAUGGAAGUUCUGCUUACCCUGGAGUCUGUCGUGGAUAAUUUGGCUGAAUGUCUGAAGAAUAAUGAAUUAAUGGCAGUCCUGACGAGCAGGUCAUCUUCACCUGAUUUCCUAACCAAUGGCAAGCUGACUUCAAACCGCAAGAGCACUGGGCAGCUGAACCUAAUCCCUGGGCAGAGUGGGGCUGGCAUGGGCACGGCAGAACGCAGCCGGCACCAGAGGAGCUACUCAGUGCCCAAGAAGUUUGGCGAGGUGGACCGGUUGUCAGACCCCCCCCGGAGCGCCACACUGGACAGGAUCCAGGCCUGCACACAGCAGGGUGUCCUGAGCAAGACCCGCAGCUCCUCCUCCUUCUCCAAGGACAACAUGGCGGACCCCACCAACGUCAACCACCCUGCCAACCUGCUGGCCACCAUCUUCUGGGUGGCCGUCUCGCUCAUGGAGUCGGAUUUCGAGUUUGAGUACCAGAUGGCGCUCAGGCUGCUGAACAAGCUGCUGGUGCACCUCCCCCUGGACAAGGCGGAGAACCGGGAGAAGCUGGAGAAACUGCUGGCGCAGUUGAAGUGGGCCAACUUCUCAGGACUGCAGCAGCUGCUGCUCAAAGGCUUCACGUCCCUCUCCACCACGGACCUCACCCUGCAGCUCCUCAGCCAGCUCACCCCCAUCUCCAGGGUCCCAGUGGUGGACACCUCUCAAGCCAUAGGUUUCCCCUUGAAUGUAUUGUGUCUCCUUCCUCAUUUGGUUCAGAACUUUGACAGCCCGACUCAGUUCUGUAAGGACAUUGCUGAAAGAAUAGCCCAGGUCUGCUUAGAAGAGAAGAAUACCAAGCUAACCAACCUGGCUCAUGUCAUGACCCUGUACAAGACCCACACUUACACCAGGGACUGUUCCAUCUGGGUCAGUGUAGUGUGCCGGUACCUACAUGAAGCUUUUUCUGACAUCACCUUGAAUAUGGUCACCUACAUGGCAGAGUUGCUGGAGAAGGGCCUUCCCAGCAUGCAGCAGUGCCUUCUGCAGAUCAUCUACAGUCUCCUCAAUCACAUGGACUACAAGGGGAUUCCUGUCAAGCAGUUCAACAUGGAGGUGCUGAAGACUAUAGAGAAGUUUGUUCAGAGUGUCCACUGGAAGGAAGCCCUCAACAUUCUGAAGCUGGUGGUGUCUCGCUGCGCCAGGCUCUCCAACAAGGACAUGAGCCGGGAGUGGGAUAGCUCUUCCAAAGCCUUGCCAGGGAAGACUCUGGACUUUCACUUUGAUAUUUCUGAGACUCCCGUAAUUGGCCGGAGGUACGAUGAUCUGCAAGGGUCAUCGGGCCGGGAUGGAAAAAACCGGGUCAUAGCUGUGACCCGCAGCACCUCCUCUACUUCCUCAGGGUCCAAUUCCAAUGUGCUGGUGCCCGUCAGCUGGAAGAGGCCGCAGUCUUCACAGAAGAGAACCCGGGAAAAGAUUGUUACUGUGCUUUCCCUGUGCGGACAGGAAGUCGGACUCACCAAAAACCCUUCGGUCAUUUUUUCUUCCUGUGGGGACCUGGACCUGAUUGAGCACCAGCCCAGCCUGGUGCCCUCUGAGGACGGUACCCGGGACCAGGACAACAUGGACGACACCACCAGCGAGCAGCAGUUCAGGGUCUUCAGAGACUUCGACUUCCUGGAUGUGGAGCUCGAGGAUGGCGAGGAGCUUCAGGGCGAGAGUGUGGACAACUUCAACUGGGGAGUGCGGCGCCGCUCGUUGGACAGCCUGGACAAGGGGGACCUGCAGCUCCUGGAGGAGAGCCAGUAUUCCGGCAGUACGCCCAGCCUGGGCAAGAUCAACCACGAGGACUCGGACGAGUCCUCCGAAGAAGAGUCCCUCACCGCCAGUCAGAUACUCACGCGUUCGCAGCUGACCAUGAACCUCUCUCCCUCUGAGGAGACGAACCACACAGACUCCCUGUCCACCUCCUUUGACACCACCUCUGCUGAUCCACACUCCCUGAACACCAGAACUCCUAGUUUCGAAGUCUCUCUCCCUGAAGACUCUAAUCAGCGGGUUGAAGUCUCAGCCGAGGACGAAGAUACCAAUGUCCACGAGGAUGACCUCUCUCUGUCCGUCAGCGAAGUGCCACCUGGCUUUGAAGGCAGCGACAGUUUCCCAUUAGAAAUGGCUCAGGGAGAAGACAAAGGGGAUGUGGAUCUUGAGCACACAGGCCUCCCAAGUUUCAGAGAGGAGAGGGAGGACACACAAGAAGCCCGGGCCUCUCCACUGCCCUCCCCCUUCUUCUCUGCCAUCCUGGCUGCCUUCCAGCCCGCAGUCUGUGAUGACGCCGAGGAGGCCUGGCGCAACCACAUCAACCAGCUGGUGUCCGAUUCCGACGGCUCCUGUGCCGUCUACACAUUUCACGUCUUUUCCUCCUUGUUCCAGAAUAUACAAAACAAGUUCUGCUCCUUAACCUGUGAUGCUGCUGGUUACCUUGGAGAUGGCCUUCGUGGGAUAGGGUCAAAGUUCGUGAGGUCUUCCCAAAUGCUGACAUCAUGCUCAGAGUGCCCCACACUCUUUGUAGAUGCAGAUACUAUCAUCUCUUACGGGUUAUUAGAGAAGAUGAAGUUUAGCGUACUUGAGCUCCAAGAAUAUUUGGACACCUACAACAACAGGAAAGAAGCAGCCAUUUCAUGGUUGAGAAAUUGCAAGGCAAGCUUUCCCAAAGGCUCGGGGGAUGGAGUUAUUACUUAUCAGCCAGGAGACUCAGAGGAAAAGCAAAUGGAAUCUCUGGCACAACUGGAGCUGUGUCAGCGGUUAUACAAACUCCACUUUCAGCUGCUGCUGCUUUUUCAAUCCUACUGUAAACUCAUUGGACAGGUCCACGCCAUAAGCUCUGUACCAGAGCUGUUAAACAUGUCCAAAGAGCUGAGUGACCUGAAGAGCAGUCUGAGGUCCGCGGCUGUCUCUAUGGCCAGUGACCUGGCGGCCCAGGAGAGCCCUCGCACCCAGCCUACAUUCAGCUCCUCCGAGACCGCUGUCCAGGCUGUGUUGGAGUGCCUGAAGAAUAACGAGUUCACCACAGCCAUCCGCUACAUCAGGGAGUGUCGGAGUGUGUGGCCCAAUGACAUCUUUGGAAGCACCACAGAAGACGAGGUCCAGACACUACUGAAUAUUUACUUCAGACACCAAACCCUGGGACAGACAGGCACGUUUGCACUAGUGGGCUCCAAACAGGACCUGUCUGAGAUCUGCAUGAGGCUGAUGGAGCUGAAUGGAGAGAUUCGGGACAUGAUCCGCAGGGCUCAGGGCUACAAAGUCAUCACAACCUUCCUCCCAGACUGCAACGUGUCCGGCACGAGUCUCUGACAGGAGGAGUGGAGUGCCCAGCUUUCGUUCCCACCUGGAAUUGCUGCUGCUGUGGAGAGAUGCCCCGUAAAGUCUCUUCGGUUCUGGAAAAAAUCGGACAAGCUGUCCAGAGUCUGAUCACCGCUGAUUUCGGAUUUUCUAAUGCAAAGUCGUCGGAAGUGCAGCAAUACUGUGUGAGCAAAAGCAGUGUGAAACCCUUCACAACCUAAACUUGGCUUUUAUUGCACUAAUGUUAUUUAUUGCGUCACAGAGCGGAGGCUACCACUUGUUACUGAGAUGAAUGACUUCCGCACCUAACAAGGAUAUACCAAAGUUCUAUUAACUUAUUCUUCUGCAGAUAUUUACUAUUUUAUUUGUCUGGGGAAAAUGUGCAAUGCUUCUCUCAAGUGAAAGACUUUUACUAUACAAUUGAAAGAAUGUGUUUUGGAAUUCUAAUGCUUUUGGCUACUUGAAACUGAAGAACUGUAUUAACAGACAGAAUGACACGAAAUAUUUUUUCACUGCUUGGUUAAUCCUGAGAGACUGUGUGUGUGUGUGGAACGAACUGUUAACCAGACUCGCAAUUAGUGAACACUGUAAUGCAUCAAAAUACAUGAACUACUCCAAAACAAAUCAAUAGUGGAGAGCUACUGUUCUACAUGUGCAUACUAUUCUGUUAGUCUUUCAUCACUUAAAAGACUGAUCCUCAUAUUUUAUACAGGUGUUGUUUGCUUUCUACUGUGUAGUCAGUUGCUCCUAGGUUUUCAUUUGCAUUACUAAAAAGCAAAAUGCAUUUAACUUAAAAGUAGAUUUCUAGAAUGAAAACAAUUGUUCAUGUCCAGUCUACUUAAACUGCCAAGCAUGCAUACUUUAUGUAUUACGAAUUGUAUUUGAAUAUUUAUGAAAGUUAUUCAGAAAUUCUCAUUUUAACGGAAAGAUGCAUCUGUAUAUAGUACAAAAGGAGCUUUGCUCAAGCUGGUAAGAUUUUAUUUUUUAAUUUGUGCAGUAAAAAUACAGAAAUGUGUGCAUGUAAAGAAAUGUUGCACAUUAAAAAAAGCUUCCAUUAGGAAGAGUAUUUAUGUAUGUUUUUCACCUUGUAAAUACUUUUACAGCUUUUGUGAAGUAAUUUGGGUUGUUCUGUACACUUAUGUAACAAAGUAAAAAGAUCACAAAUAA
This is a messenger RNA of Lepisosteus oculatus (spotted gar), 10956 nucleotides long. The record is from RefSeq and is a predicted model, not a curated record. NCBI's taxonomy places the organism in Eukaryota, Metazoa, Chordata, Actinopteri, Semionotiformes, Lepisosteidae.